Molecule: messenger RNA, 1623 nt
Organism: Haliotis rubra (blacklip abalone)
Lineage: Eukaryota; Metazoa; Mollusca; Gastropoda; Lepetellida; Haliotidae
Product: probable glycosyltransferase STELLO1
Exons: 4
Coding region: 1-1623 (540 amino acids)
Source: RefSeq, a predicted model, not a curated record
AUGUGGGGAUUGGUGUAUAAAGGAGGAUCACGCUUCAAUCCAUACAGACAUUUUGGACAACCAACUUUGUGGCCAAGAGGCUACCCUCUUAGUUCCAUUGGAGAAAACAUCUCUACUGAAUAUGUACUGAAUCACUGGAAAACACCAUCUAUUCAACAGGGUGUGGUCAACGGUGACCCGGAUAUGGAUGCCAUUUUUAGACUGACCCGGAAACAAACCCACUCCCAGCUCAAUGUGACCUUUGAUGACCGAGCUCCACCAGCAAUUGUUCCAGCUGGUGUAUUCUCUCCCUUUAAUUCCCAGAAUACCCUUUUCCUCUAUGAUGCAGUAUGGGCUCUCUUGAUUCCAACUACAACCACGUUCCGGGUAUGUGACAUCUGGAGAGGCUACUGGGCUCAGAGACUUCUUUGGGAGAUGGGAGGAAACCUGGGAUUCUUUCCACCAAAUGCUUACCAAAAGAGGAAUUCACAUUCCUACAUCCGGGAUGCUGUGAAUGAAAAGGAUUUGUAUUUUCAAACUGAACGUCUUGUCGACUUCCUCCAAACGUGGACAUGUGAACCAAUCAAACCAUUCUUUGCCUGCAUGACUAAACUGUCUAUAGACAUGGCACAUGCGAAAUUUUGGAAGGCAGCGGAUGCUGACCUCAUUAACCUCUGGAUCAAAGACCUCAAAGCUCUGGGAAACAAAGAACCAAGACGAAUUCCAUUCCGUUCGCUUCAAAACGGCGUUCAAGUCACACUAGAUCCGAAAUUGACAAAGCAAACACGCCUGACAAAUCAACAGGUCAAUGUCACAUUCUGGGCAGCUGAACAGACACCACCUCAAAUAUAUUCCACAGGCGUACCCGUCGACAAUAUUCAUUCUACUCCGCGUACUGACAAGAAACAGCCGCUGACGAAACUUCCAGCAAAAAUGUUUAUGAAGAAAUGGUUUUUGUGUCUGAUACUUCUCAGUGUUGGAUGUUUACUUGUAAUUUUCAUCAAUGUGAGCAGUUCAUCAUCAUUAAUUUAUUUAAAGAAGUGGAUCCAAAAUUAUACAAGCAGCAUCAGCAAUCGUGACUACUACGACAGAAUAGAAACUUACAAACAUAUGAAGGGGGACAGGUGGAUUGUGCUCACAACGAUUGCUCACCCUACUCCUGACGUCCAGUUUCUUGUCAACAUUCCUGGAUGGAAUGUAGUGGUGGUUGGUGAUACCAAGACCCCGGCCAGUUGGAGAUUACCAAACUGCGUGUAUUUAAGUUUAGAGGAUCAACAGAAAAUGCCUUUCGAAACAGUAGGUUUUCUACCAAGAAACAGCUACGCAAGAAAAACAGCAGGAUAUCUGUAUGCUAUUUCUAAAGGGGCACAAAUCAUAUACGAGACCGAUGAUGACAAUCGACCACAAGACUUACUAAAGAAUUUCGUCCAAGAAAGAACAAUGUGGGGAUUGGUCUAUAAAGGAGGAUCACGCUUCAAUCCAUACAGACAUUUUGGACAACCAACUUUGUGGCCAAGAGGCUACCCUCUUAGUUCCAUUGGAGAAAACAUCUCUACUGAAUAUGUACUGAAUCACUGGAAAACACCAUCUAUUCAACAGGGUGUGGUCAACGGUGACCCGGAUAUGGAUGCCAUUUUAGACUGA